Messenger RNA from Phyllostomus hastatus (greater spear-nosed bat), 2806 nucleotides. RefSeq names its product kelch domain containing 9 (gene KLHDC9). The coding region runs from base 1660 to 2709 and encodes 349 amino acids. The record is from RefSeq and is a predicted model, not a curated record. Gene Ontology annotation, molecular function: cyclin binding. NCBI's taxonomy places the organism in Eukaryota, Metazoa, Chordata, Mammalia, Chiroptera, Phyllostomidae. The transcript is spliced from 4 exons.
CUUUAUUCCUUGGUCCCGGACUCAGUCCAGGCUGGUGCUUUUAGGAGGCCCUAGAGAGAGGCCCUGGCUGGUCUCAGGCAAGAGUAGGGGCCCUCAUGGAAUCAGAGUCUCCCCAGUGGGGGCAGCAGCAGGAGACACAGCAGUGAAGAGGAGGGGAAAGCAGAGGCGAGGCGGGGUCCUGUGACCAUGGUGACAGUGGAUCCUGGGAGGGACCCCAUGCUGCGCUCCCUGCAGCCCAACUGUCCCCAAGGGGACAUCCUGGGCUAACACCAGGCCCUGCAGCUUCUCUGCUGGAGGUGGCGGGGCUGACUCCUCUUCCAACCAGAGAUGGCUCAUCUGGCCCUCAGGUGCAGCCCCGCAGCCACCCCACCUGGCCCCCCAGGGGAAGCCCCCUGGGGCCGCGCAAUCCAGCUUCACCCCUGCACCAGACCUGGGGGUGGUGGGGCAGCUGCAGAGCAGAGCAGGUCAACAGGCAGUACAGGUCACUGCAAUGUAGGGAGAGUGACCCCACCCCUGGGCAGCACCCCCUACAUCCUAGGACAGUGACAGAUCAGAAUCAUGCUGUUGAGAGGUCAGCCAGCCACAAGCCUCAGGGAGAAGAAUGGCUUUCAGACUUCAGCCGAAAGCAUGAGAAGUUAGGGGUUUGUUAGACUUCCCCAUGAACUGGGAAACAGGGUCCUCCAUGUUGGACUCCAGCGAAGCGACAGCUGCGGGCACAGAGGCUUUCCCCGCUAUGACGGAGCCGCGGGCUUAAGGCGCACAUGGGGUGCCGGUCCCGGCACCCUCCCGGUCCUCUGGCUGUGCCUCCCUGAGCAUGCCGCCCGCGCUGCCUUCUCGGACUGACGCAGGAUCGAGUCAGGGCGGGCAAAGCCCGGCUGUGCUGCCGGACCGCUGGCCCACGCUGGCCACCUCUGCGGCUUGGGCCAUCGAGGUGCAGAAACCGGAGGCCAAGGCGGCAGCGCUCGCCCCGCGUACAACCCAGCUCCGGGGACGCAGAUCCACCUUCGGUCCCGCCCCGCCCAGCCGGAGCGGGCCUCUGUCUGCCCUGCCCGCCGUGGCAGAAACCAGCCGCUUGCAUCUGGGCCCCUUCGUUUCUCGCUGGGUCCCGGGGGAACAGAGAGGAGCCGUCCAGGGGCCCGGCGUGAACAGAGGAAGACGCGGGACGGCCGGCGUCGGUCCUCGCCCCGCCCAGCUCACCAGGGCCGCUCCAGCCCUUGGCUCUGCUGCCCCCCAGCGGCCAGGCGGAGCACGAAGGUGGGGCUGCUGCGGAUAAAUACACGGCGUGAGUCUGCGGCCGCAAGGCCAGGGCGCCCCUCCUGCCCCCGGGAGCCCGACACGGCCCCUCCCGCCCCGCCGGCACCUAGCUCGCCGCUUAGGGACGCGGUCUUUCUAAGGUCCUCUGCCCCGCGCUGCCGCAGGCAACCGGCUUCCAAGACUUUCAUUCACCUCGCACAGCUCCUAUCGCCACGGUAACCACGCUGCCUGGGCUCCCGUCGCCACGGUAACCGGCGCUUUGCGACCUUCGGUUUGCGGCGUGAUCGCGCCGGGGUCGCGUCGCUGCGCCGGUUGCUGGGCGACGGCGGAGGGAGCGAAGCUGGAGACGCCGGCUGCUCUGGGACCCUGUGGAGGGUUCCCCGCAGUCCCCCUGCAUCCCGGACUAUGGCGGCGGCGUCCCCGGGCAGGGCAGGGGGCUCGCGCUGGACAUGGCGCCCGGUGGCCCGGGACGCGCUGCUGGCGCGGGCCUUCCACUCGUGCACUGAGCUGCGGGGCCGGCUCUAUGUGGUGGGGGGCCUCCUGAGCGGCGGGGCGACGGAGCCGAGCGGCGACACCGUGGUCUUGGACGUGGUCGGGGGCCUGGCCGUGCGAGAGGGGGCGCGGGGCGGCCCGAGGCGCAGCCACCACGACGCAGCGGCACUGUGCGGGCGCUGGCUGUGCACCGUGGGCGGCUGGGACGGGGCGCGCCGCCUAGCCUCGGUGGCUGCGCUGGACACGGAGCGCGGGGAGUGGGAAGCGUGGACCUCGGAGCCCGGCAGCCGCCCCCCCGCCGGCCUCAGCGGCCACACCUGCACCCGCCUGUCGGACCACGAGCUGCGGGUGGCCGGCCGGGAGGGCGGGACCCGCACUCAGCGCCGCUACGGCAGCAUCUACUCGCUGAGGCUCGACCCCAAUGCCCGAACCUAUUGCUACACGGAGGAAAGCUGCCGCUCGGCCUCCCGAUCCGGGCACUGCGCCGCCCUACUCCCGACCCGGGGGCCCCGCCCAGGCCACCAGCUUCUGCUCUUCGGGGGCUGCAGCUCAGCUGACCCAGAAGUAGCUGGACAGUGGGGUCGCGGGAAGAUUAAGGAGGAGCCGCCCCAGGCCCCUGGUUUGAUGGCACAGCUGGGAAAGCUUGUGAGCAUCAGCCAGGGGUCCCCGCAGGGGCCCCGGGGACUUCGGAAUCACUCCUGUUCUGUGGUCGGGCCCUUUGCUGUGUUAUUCGGUGGAGAAACUCUGACCAGAGCCAGAGACACGGUCUGCAACGACCUCUAUGUCUACGACGCCCGCACUUCCCCUGCUCUGUGGUUCCGUUUCCCGUGUGCGGACCGGGCACUGAAGCGCGUGGGCCACCGGACCUGCCUUUGGAACGACCAGCUGUACCUAGUGGGCGGUUUCGGUGAGGACGGCAGGACAGCCAGCCCGCAGGUCUGCACCCUGGACCUCUACCUCUAAGGAACCACGCCAGGUGCACGGUCAAGCCUCACAGAGUGUUAUUACUAGAGCUGCCUGCCUCCCGUCAGAUGUUUAUUAAAUUGCAAUGUAAGAGCCA